UACACACACCUACACGUGUACUCACACCUACACACGUGUACUCACACACCUAGACACCUAUAUACACGUGUACUCUCACAGCUACACAAUAUAUACACACACCUACACACGUGUACUCACACCUACACACGUGUACUCACACACCUAGACACCUACAUACACGUGUACUCUCACAGCUACACAAUACACACACACCUACACACGUGUACUCACACCUAGACACCUACAUACACGUGUACUCUCACAGCUACACAAUACACACACACACCUACACACGUGUACUCACACCUACACACGUGUACUCAUACACCUAGACACCUACAUACACGUGUACUCUCACAGCUACACAAUAUACACACACACCUACACACGUGUACUCACACCUAGACACCUACAUACACGUGUACUCUCACAGCCACACAAUAUACACACCUACACACGUGUACUCGCACACCUAGACACCUACAUACACGUGUACUCUCACAGCUACACAACACACACACACGUAUACUCACAUAGCUAGACACCUACAUACACGUGUACUCUCACAGCUACACAAUAUACACACACCUACACACGUGUACUCACACCUAGACACCUACAUACACGUGUACUCUCACAGCUACACAACACACACACACGCGCGCGUGCGUGCGCGACCCAUUCGCCAUGCUUCGCCGCGCCAGAAUCAGCGUGAAGCCGAACGUGCGUCUCAGCACGGGCCGGGCGGGACCCGGGACCAUCGAAGCAGGGAGCCGGGACCGCGGGGACCAGAAAGCCGAGGGAGCCGGGGAAGCUCCAGAGACCCAAGCCACCUCGCGGACACCACCAAGGCGGACCGCCGAGACGGACUCCUCCGAACACCGGCUACCGGAGGCGACUGCUGCUCCGGCCGCUGCGACUCCUGCUGCUGUUGCUUCUUCUACUAAACGCGUUGCUUCUCCUGCCGCUCCUGUUUCUUCUUCUGCUUCUACCACUGCUCCUUCAGUUGCACCUGUUGCUGAAGCUGGUGCCUCUACCGCUGCCGAUACUUCUGCUCUUGCUGCUUCCACUGCUGCAGCUGUUGCUGCUGAUGUAGUUGCAACGCCUUGUGCAUCUGUUGAUACCGACGCAGACGUUGUUACUUCAGCUGCACCACUCGCUUCUGUCACUCCACAUUCCAGCCCUUCGAUUGUUGCUGUACAUCCGACUCUCUCUGCUACUGCUGCUGCUGCUGCAGUACCUUCUGCAGACGUUGCAGAUUCAGCUGCAUCCAAUCCUGCCGCACAUUCUCCGCCAUCUGCCCAUACUGUCACUGCUCCACCUGUUGCUACUGUUAAUCUUCUUACCGAAACGAUUUCUGGACUUGCACCUACAUCUACUGCUGCAUGCAGCGCCGCGCGCUCUCAGCAGCACGCCACGGCAGGAGAUAACGAGCCAAUGCGUCCGGGCCCCGACUCCGAUUUGAUUUCCCCAUCUGCUGAUGCCUUCGGAGAAGCCACAACGUUGUCGAUUGCUGAUUCUGCUGCUGAUUCUGCGCGCCACCACCGCAGCGCCCGUGCUCCCGCCACUGCUGCUGCCGCCACCCCCUCAAAACCGGACGCUGGCGCCGUCGCCGGAAAGCUGCUGCCGCCGUCUCGCCGCAAGCGCCUGUUCGCCGCGCCGAUCAUCCCUCGCACCCGGGCAGCCGCUCAAGCUCCUGUUACAGCCGGUCCUGCCAAGAAACCACAGACCUCGCUUCCUGCCGAGGAUGGGACCGCCAGCAAGCUCGCCGCCGCAGCCACCGUCGAAGGACCUCGUGACCCGGGGGGAUCGUCGACCGGUGAGGCAUCCGGUGAAGCGUCGCCGGCAGUACCCGUCAAACCGCCUACCGGCGAGACGCAGUAUUCAUCGGUUAGCCCCUCUGGUGCGGAUGCAGCGGAGGCGGAGGGUGUGGAGGUGGACCAUGCGCAGGAGGUAUAUGAAAGGCCGCCAAUGGUGCCUGACUGGUGUGUGACGGAUGGCGAGACUCCUGGCCCGGUAACUUUAGCACAGCUUGGAGUGAGCGCUCAGGAACCGGCGAGCGGGACAGUGAAGUGUGCCGCUACUACCGGAGCCGAUGCCGAAACGCCACCGGUGGCGCAAUCGGCAGAGGUUUCCGGAGCUGCCGGGAGCACCGCAGCUUUGCCGGGCAGGCCGGCGGAGCCGAGCAGGAGUGAGAUUUCCAAGAAGCUGCUGGCGUCGCUGAAGAAGAGCCUGCUGAAGCCACCAGCAUUGUCGGCGAAGGCCACACCGGCGGGACCUGUUGACGACGACAACGAUGACGACUCCGGGAUGGCGCUGGUGACCGCGCAAGAUGGCUCGGCACGGCCUGGGACCGCCAGUGGUGCCGGUGGUGGUGGUGGUGGGGGAGGAGGGAGCGGGACCAAUGCUGGCAGGACCCAACCAAGGCCGAACUUUAAAAAGUCGUCGCGUACAGUGCAAAAGACAGCUCGGGAGCUGGCUGAGAAGACCGAGGCUAAAAAGGCUGCCCGCAAGCUGGCGUGGCGCACGUGGGAGCAGCACCAGUCGGCCCCCGACCGCUCGCAGAUGACGAUGAAGGACCUGCUCUACUGGGUGCCCAGAAACAACCCCAUGCUCCGCCUCAAGUCGGAGGAUGGGAAGCUGCUGCCGGAAAAGCGCUUCGACAAGUACCCCAAGGGCGAUCGGUCGGCGGCUCACGGCGACAGCGGCUCCCUCGAGCCGACUCCUCCUGACGGCCCCACCUCCCCGCCGCCGCCGCCGCCGCUGCCACCCCCGGAUUGUUCGGACGAUCCGGCUCCUUCCCCGAGCCCCACCGCCGCUCCCGCCGCCGGCGUCCCUGCUCCUCCGUCCGACGCCGCCGCUGCUGCCACCGCUGCCUCGAAGGCGUCUGUCCCGUCCAUCCCGUGCGCGCCGGCGUCGAGCGACUCGCCCGCGGAGGUUUCUCCGGCGGCGGAGGCGGCGCCGUCGCUAAGCUCCGCGGGCGACGCGCAGUCGCUGCUCGUGCCACAGGUCAGGGUCGCCGAGGAUGGCUCCAUUGUGCUCAACGAGGACAGCCUGAUGGUGGAGGUGUCGCGCACGGAGGGGCUGCCCCCCGUGUCGGACUGCGACCCCAUCCACGAGUACGGCUCCCACACCACCUACUCGAGCUUCCGCAAGAGCUACCACGCCAAGCAGUGGGGGCUCCUAGAGACCGAGCUGUUUUUCCUGGCCAUCAGCAUGGUGGGCAUGGACUUCUCCAUGAUUGGACAGCUCUUCCCCAACCGCUCUCGCGUUGACAUCAAGAACAAGUUCAAGCGCGAGGAGCGGUGCAAUCCUCGCAAGAUCGACCAGGCCUUCCGCAACAAGUUGCCGCUGGACGUGUCAUGCUUCGAGACGCUGCUGCAGGAGUUCGAGCGGCAGAAGACGGAAGCGCUCAACCGGGCGCCCGACUCGAAGGGCAGGCGGCGGCGCAAGUACCACCCAAAGAAGACGGGGCGACGCAGGAGCGACGUGGACAGCGACGGCGACGCCGACUGCUGGAGCGAGAGCGGCGGCGAGAGCGGGACCGGAGCGGCAGCCACCGAAACCCGAGCCAGAACCGUCGCCCACAGCGGAACGGAAAGAGCGAUCGGAGCGGCGGCUGCCACCCAAAACGGAAUCGGAAUGGAAAUCCGAACCGGGACGAGAACCGCCACCGAAACUCAAACGGGAACCGAAACGCCGACCGGAACGGCGACUCCAGGAACCGGAGAGUCCACGGCGGUCCCCGGGCCUCCGCCGCCCCCUCCCGCGCCCAGUGGCCUGGAGGAGGCGGAGCUGCUGCUGUCGCUGGGCUGCGAGAUCGCUCGCGGCGCCGGCGCCGGCGCGGGCGCGGGCGCGGGCGCGGAUGAGGGCUCCCCGGCGCCGGUACCGUCCCCCGAGUUCGUGGUGGAAUCGGCAGAACGCCGAGACGGGCGCAGUGGGGGUGACGAAGACAUUGACGACGAAGAAGAUUUUGAGCGUGUCAAAGAGAGAAUGUUGAGUCACCCGACGAGGUCCGGGCGCAGGCCCAAGCCCACGGCGUUCUACAGCACCGGCUCGGCGGGACCCGGCGGCGACACGCCGAUCAAGGAAGGGGGGGCGGCCAAGCGGCCGCGGCGACGCGAGGCCCAAGACCCCGCGGCCCCAGCGAAGCUCAAGCCGAGGCCCAGCACGCGUGGACGGAGGCCGCCGCCGCCAAUGAGGCCUCCUCGUAGGGACGCGACGGACACGGCGCCGGUGCUGGCGACUCGCGGUCGUGGGGGCCUGGUGACUCUGCGUGCCGUGCCCCCUCCCGAGGAGGAGGAGGAGGAGGAGGGGCGGGGUGGGGGGGACCGCGCCAGCGAGCGGCGCCACCGCGCCAGCGGCCUCGCGGCAGCGGCGGCGGCGACGCCGGCACCCCCCGUGAGGCCGGAACACAUGAGCUGCGCGCCAGCGUUCGUGCCGGUGUGCCUGCGCUCCCCCGAGCCGCAGCAGCUCACGGAGCACAUGGAGGAGCAGGUGGAGCUGUCGGAAGGCGACGCGAUGCUGGAGGAGCUGGUGGUGACGUGCGUGGAAGAGAUGGUGGUCGCCGAUGACGACGAUGGCCCGGAGGCGGCGGAGGAGUCCGUUAACCCCGGCAGUGACGCGCGCGGUCUGCAGGUCGAGCAGAACUGCGACGUCGUAAUCACUGACGACGAACACUUGAGGGUUAAUGAAGCGUUCGUGUACGAGAUGAUGGAGCAGGCGGGCUUCGGGAGCAUGCAGGACGCCUACGUGUCCUCGCAGGAGGUCGACGGGGGUGGCAGCGCUCCCACAAUGCUUUGCUUCAUGAUGUGCGAGGGCGCGGAGACCGGCGCGGCAUUCCGGCUGGCCGGGGGCGGGGACGGUGGUGACGCCGCGGGGGCGGCACCGGAGAUUGAGCGCCUCUCGCUCACCCCGGUGGUGGACGAUCGGGAGGGUCAGGAAGCCUCCACGCGGACGAACAACGCGAAGAGCGCGGCGCUGGAGGGCAGCGUUCCGCCCGGCGACUGGGAGGGGGCGGCACCCACCGUCUCGGAUGGUCACGCGACCUCGUGGGCAGCACCAGCGGGCGCGCCGAGCCCCGAGUGGCCUCUCGCCGCCGCAGCGCUCGACGCGGAUGGCAACUCGGCCGAGCGACACGCCGCUGAGGCCGCGCCGGGCUCGCCGGAAACACCGGACAUCUUGUCGAGGGAGGCCCCGAGCGGCGCGAGCGGCGGCCUCCUGACCCCCGAGCCGGGCCGCGACGCCGUCAAAGAGGAGGGGGGUUCGGUCGCCGAGCCGGCCGAGCCCACGGUCCCAACCGUGCCGGUGGCCCAAAUGACCGUGUCAGUUUUAACCGAGGCGGCUGGCUCUGGGGUCGCGGUCGACGACGACGGCGGCCAGGACGAUCUGGUGCAACUGCCGGCAACCGCGAGCGCCGGCAAUGCAGGCACGGUACCGCGGCCCAGGAGGCCUCGUUCCGAAAUGGCGGACGGCCCCCCGGCGAAACGGCACGCCGCGGAGGCCACGCCGGGCCCGCCGGAAGCUCCGGACGUCCCGUCGAGAGAAUCCGCAAGCGCCUCCGACGACCUCCUGACCCCCGAGUUGGGCCGCGGCACCGGCGAAGACGAGGUGCCGGUCGCAGAACCGGCCGAACCCACCGUCUCACCGGCGCCGCCCGGUUCAACCGAGGCGCCGGCUGCUGACGACGACGGACAGUCCGAUUCGGCGCGGCCGCAGCCAACUCGGAGCGCCGGCGACGCCAAGAAGGGCGGCGCCGACGUGGCGCCGCCGGCCAGGAGGGCGCGCUUCGCCAAGCCCAGGCCGAACCUCGCCGCGUGCAGCGCGCGCCGGCCAGCGGGGCCGGCCGGCGCGUCCAAGCCGGCGCAGGUCGGCCCGCUGGGAGCGGUGAAGUGAAUCCGGCACGUGGACAAAGUCGAUGCGGAGACGUUGGGACGCUGGCGCCCAGGAAGGGAUCGGCGGAGCGGCUUCUUCUCAGUCGGCAUCGGCACCCGAGGUCUGAGCCGGCUCGGUUAGCGGAGUCGCUGGCGGGGUCGGCGGCGGGGGGGGGGGGGGGCUGUGGACGGGAAGGCCGGAGCCGGCGGAGUAGAAGGAGACGCGAUCGUGAACCUCGUGUUCUCAUGCCACUCUCGUCAAUGCGCACACACGCACACACACACGCACGUACACACGUGUGCACGCGCGAACGGCGGCGAGCGGACUUUAAAUUGUCGGUGCGCGGCUCGUGUUUGUGUGUUUUUUUUUUCCCCUUCCCAAGCUUUGAUUUUUUUUUUACGAUAAUUUUCACGGAACGUGUACCGCCCCUUGCCGCCGUGGUGUCGUCAGAUGGAUGCAGUGACCGCUCGGAGGUCUCGCGGUGGAGGGAAAAAAAAAACUGUUCCGGAACUACUUCUGAGCUCCCCUUGACAUUUCGUCGUAUCCACGCUUAACGUCGGUGCGCCUACUUGCACGCUCUGCCCCCACACGGCAAACCGGAAAUGCCGUGAUCCUCGUACUAUCUGGAAAUAUGCCAAAAUAAGUGAAAACCAAACCGCGGUGGCCGUGCUUCAAUGUGUGUUUGAGCAGUCGUCGGUAACCGGGCUGAGACCAAUCGGCUCACCGCACUCUCCGUCUCUCCGUCUCUCCGUCUUGAAGCCCGAACUUGAGCCCAGGAUCCUCGGCGGUGCCGGCUCCGUGUCCGUGACGCGCGAUGGCCGCGGUGAGCCGCGCCACCGCCUCCAGCCGCGUUCCCUCUCCCCGCGAACCACGAUUGAUCGAUUGCAUUUGGCGUGGUUGUGUACCAACGUGCGCGCGCCAGUUUGCCCCGUGUGGAUGCAGGACUACGUGUGCGGUUUGUUGGCAUGAGAGGGCAGUACCAGCAAAAUCCAUAAUUAUACUGUACUUCUAUGCUCCCCUCCCCACCCCACCCCCCCCCCCCACUGCCUUAGGCACACACUGACCAGCAUAGUGAAGUAUGGUCAAACGACUCCCAGGACCUGUACGCCCGUCUGGCAGUGAAUUGAUGACACGGACUGUCCGUGUGCACGCAGUGUACGUGUAUCGCACGCACAAUCGUUUGGCUCAUUGAGGCCCUCCCGUGUGGCAGACGAAGUGAGUUUCAAGAGAAGCGUUUUUUAAGGAGUUGUGAGUUUGUUGUUCCAGAACUAUUUUAGACACAUUGACAUUAUAGAGAAAAACAAAACAUCGUAUUUAUAAAGUCUCCGCGCGUCUCUCCUACCAAUCUCAACACAGUUCGGGCCGCGGCAGAAUUCAGUACCACAGGUGUUUGCAAAUUAAUUUGACAGAUGGGCUAUUGCAUAAUUCUUAUCCAUUGGCGAUUUAAAGUCGAGUUUUUUUUUUGGUAGCGACAGGUAAAAUAUUUGGCCUGGCCUCGUACUAAGUUAUUCAAUCUUCUAACUCUCUCCCCCCUGUAAGACCUGGCUGGAGCCAUUGCUUUUAAAAUGUUCAGCCGGAUGUUGGGAAGUCACGGAGGUGCAUUAUAAAUCAGUGGGGCGUCUGGAAGUGAUCAUUCUGGGUUUUAUUGGAGUCGUUUCCAGUGUGUUCAGGAAAGCCUCGAGUGAGUCUCAAGAAUUUCAAGAGGGGUCUUUCUUUUGUAACGUUGGGCCAAUUCCUUGUUUACUAUUUUAGUUUUUCACCUUGCGCAAAAAAAUUACUUGGGAAGAGCAGUAGGCCGGUGGGUUAGCAAACCCGCGCGAUGAACUCGGCGAGCCGGAGUUGGAUUCCCGGCCACGGCUAACGUCACCAGUCCUCGGCUUACUACCCCGCUCCCCACCCUCGCACAAACCAGCGUGGUGAAGUAUGAUCGAUCAACCACCUCAGCUGACGCGGUGUAGGGGGGUCUUCAUCCAGCAGUGAUUUUACAAAGGCUGGAAGUUAUAUAUUAUUGCUAUCUUACGCGAAUUAUAGGAAGAAAAAUGAUCAUUUCAGGCUGCACCAAGGAGAGGGGAGGUUUGGAGACCGAUCCAGUGGUGAUUCCGACAGUGUUUUUCGUUUUGCAAAAUCUUUUUAAUUGCUAAUUUAUUGUCGCUUUCGUUAUUUAAUUCGGCGUCGAGGAGUUGCCGUGUCGCGUUGCCGACCGAUGUUGCAUGGCGAAGGCCUCCUUUGUUGUUCCUGGCGCCGCCUGUCCCCAUCUUCACGCUCUCAUCACCACGCCCUGUGCCGUCUUGUCGCUGCUGAAGGGAAGACGCGACGACUCGCGACUCUUUUUGCCACCGCAGAACGCGAGCCGUGCCGCCUACGUCGGGACUUUCUGAACGGACAUUGCCUCAGUCCGUGGGCUGAAUAACGCAGCGUACGACGGAGAGUUUUUAACCCCCCCCCCCCAAACCACACCUGGCCCUGCUUGGCCCCAGACCAGAUUGCAUGCAUCUUGCGAGGCCCCCCCCCCCCCCAGCGUAUGACGCUUUGGUGCUGGCUUGGCUUGGUAAAUAGGCAGUGGAAAACCACCCGUACCGCGAGGGGGGCCCCCCGUCUCUGGCUCCGAGGCAUGUGGCUACGGUGGUGUAAGAUCACAAGCGCGUUGUGUAGCGGUGCUGCUACGCUGGGGCCCACGGGGCCGGAUGGGGCCCAACGAGGAGCAGAGGAUCAGGCCUCAUUUCCUUGCACCGGGGGCCCACGUGUGUGCCCCUUUGCAUGAAGGGUAAUUUCAUGAACCGGCUAUUGUAGAAACGCGUCCACAGGUUGAAAUGUUUUCCAGUGUUGCUGGAUAAUCGAGAAGGGAAAAAAAAAUAAUCGCUUGGCACGACGUCUGACGUUUCGCUGCCACAACCGCGUCCCCGAAGAUCCUCUCGAUGUGCGGCUUGACCCGUACGCGCUCCGGCGAACCGCGGAGCACUACCGUGAAAUAGUUGUAAAAAGAAUAAAUCACUUCAUUCGAUUUAGAAAAUAACCACUGGCGUUGUUAGAUCUGACACUUGAUUAAUCCGGCCUUAAACAAGCUUAUUUUGUUGUGUUAACUUGAGUAUUAUACGUGUUUGAUUUUUAGUGUUUUUAAAUUUGCGGUGCCAUUCGUGGAGAUGUGCGCCGUUAACUUAUUUAAACAAAUUUUAUGCUGCCACUAAUGUUAAAGCACCGGAUUCUUAACAAUGGAGAUUUUACAGAUGUUUGAGAAACGUCAGCUCCGAAGUUACGCUCGGGAUUUAUCAAAAAAAUCUUUGUAUGUUUUUGUACAAAAUACGGAAUAUGUACAGCGCAAAUCAAAAGUGCUCACUGCCUAUGUUAAUAAAUCUUGCUUGUAAUGUU
Molecule: messenger RNA, 9222 nt
Organism: Petromyzon marinus (sea lamprey)
Lineage: Eukaryota; Metazoa; Chordata; Hyperoartia; Petromyzontiformes; Petromyzontidae
Biological process (GO): RNA polymerase III preinitiation complex assembly
Cellular component (GO): transcription factor TFIIIB complex
Molecular function (GO): TFIIIC-class transcription factor complex binding
Source: RefSeq, a predicted model, not a curated record